Molecule: messenger RNA, 1353 nt
Organism: Trichophyton rubrum CBS 118892
Lineage: Eukaryota; Fungi; Ascomycota; Eurotiomycetes; Onygenales; Arthrodermataceae
Exons: 1
Coding region: 1-1353 (450 amino acids)
Biological process (GO): response to antibiotic
Source: RefSeq, a predicted model, not a curated record
AUGGCUGCUUCUAGGCUCGUUGAUCUUAUCAAGUCAAAUGCAAAGGCCCUCCCACCUAUUUCAAGCGACUCAUUCGGGUCUCGAUUCGACCAUCUGGGAAAGUACAGAGUUGUGUUACUUGGAGACGGAACCCAUGGGACAUCAGAGUUCUAUCAAGCUCGAGCGGAGAUAACCAAACACCUGAUUCAGAAUCACGGGUUUGAUGCCGUAACUGUCGAGGCAGAUUGGCCAGACUCAGAAGCAGUAGACAGAUAUGUUAGACAACGCUCAGGAGUUAAAGCAAAGAUUGAACGCCCAGAGGAGCCCGCCUUCCAGCGAUUUCCAACUUGGAUGUGGCAAAAUUCAGACGUGCAAGAUAUGGUGCACUGGAUGAGAGACUACAAUCGCAGUCGUCCGUCAACCAGUCGAGUUGGGUUUUAUGGAUUGGAUUUGUACAGCAUGGGCAGAUCCAUAGACGCUGUCAUCAAAUACCUGGACGCAAUUGAUCCAAAUAUGGCGAAGCUCGCUCGCCAGCGAUAUGGGUGUUUGCAACCAUGGGUUGAAGAUCCGACAGAAUAUGGACUAGCGAGUUAUCUUGACAGUGGAAUGAAAACAUGCGAAGAAGCAGUUCUUGAUAUGCUCCGCGAUCUUCUCCAGAAGCGUUUAGAGUACACAGAAGCUCACCAAGGCGGAGAUGAGUUCCACAGUGCUGAACAGAAUGCAUAUCUCGUAGCCGAUGCGGAGGCGUAUUACAGGGCAAUGUAUUCAGGCGCGGUGGACUCUUGGUCUCUUAGAGACUCUCACAUGUUCGAGACUUUGAAACGCAUCCUUAAUGUCAAAGGAGCGGAAUCCAAAGUCGUUGUCUGGGCACACAAUAGCCACAUUGGUGAUGCUAGAUAUACUAGUAUGGGAAGACGCAGAGGAGAAUUGAACAUUGGCCAGCUUUGUCGCGAAGAAUUCGGCAGAGACAAUGUUGCUCUGAUUGGAUGUGGUACACAUACCGGCACAGUCGCAGCAGCUCAUGAAUGGGGUGGGGAUGUGGACAUCAUGGAUGUCGUGCCUUCGAGGAGUGAUUCUUGGGAAUACCUGACUCAUCAGUCAGAAAAACAGAUGUUUUAUCUUGAGCUCAGGAAAAAUAUCGCUAAUCCAGAGCUGCUCCAUGCCAUGAAAAUAGCGUCGCCUCGGCUAGAGCGAUUUAUUGGUGUUAUCUAUCGCCCCAGGACCGAACGUACCUCGCAUUAUUCGUCUACUGAUCUCGCAGACCAGUUUGAUGGCUUUAUUUGGUUUGAGAGAACUGAGGCCGUUAAAUCUUUGGUAAUGCACCAGCCGCAUGACCAUAUUGGAGCGGACGAGACCUAUCCCUUUGGGUUGUGA